Candidozyma duobushaemuli is the source of this 648-nucleotide messenger RNA. RefSeq names its product kinetochore-associated Ndc80 complex subunit. The transcript has a single exon. The record is from RefSeq and is a predicted model, not a curated record. NCBI's taxonomy places the organism in Eukaryota, Fungi, Ascomycota, Pichiomycetes, Serinales, Metschnikowiaceae. The coding region runs from base 1 to 648 and encodes 215 amino acids.
AUGCUAGGAAACCAGCCACAAGAGCUCGUAUAUUCUACGAUAGAGAAUUUUGAAACCGAGCCAGACAUAACAAGUCUAGCGAGGAUAUCAGAGACAAUGAACAAGACUGAGGAGAAAAGAAGAGCCAAACUCACCCGCCUACAAAGCGGGAUCACAAAGCUCGAGGAGCAAUUGGCAGAGGUGAAAGGUAAGCUAGAAAGUCUAAACCAACCAAGUGAAGCAUUGAAGGAACAAAUUGGCAAUCUCGGGAAAAACCCACUCGACCCAAGUGAAAGCACCUUCCAAUUAAUUAACUCCAAAUCAGGGGAGCUCGACUCGAUGAAGGUAGCCCUAGCAAAGCAACUCACGGACGUUGAGUCACAAAUCAAUCAAAUACACAUGGCAAAGAUGAAUCUUACGAAACAAAAGGAGGAGCUACUACAGCAGAAAGAGCAGGCUCUUGCGGUGUCCGUUGCAGAGAAUCACAAUUCGUCGAGCAUGAAAAUAAGUUUAUUUAGAAGCCUCGGUGUUCAUGUUGGAACAGCAGAGAAAAGCGACAAGAUUGUGAUUUUCGACGAGAAGAAGAACCAGACAUCUGUGCUAGAUGUGGAUGAAAAGUACUCGGACUACUUUAUCUCCAACUAUAUUUGGGAACGGCUUGGAACGUAA